AUGACUCCCACACUUCCGGAUGAUAUUCUGCAUCUCCUAUGCGAGGAGCUCGCACACCAGGAAAAUUUCGACACGCUGUUCAGCUGUGCGUGCUCGAGCAAGGGCCUCGCAACUCCCGCUUUGACCAACUUGUAUCGCUCUCAUCAUUUGGCUCCGGUGCGGGGUGGAGGUGAAGAUGAAGCGGUUCCUCUUCCCACUAAGCAGCUGAUGGUUCAGAAAUGGUCAAUCCUGUGGCGGUCCCUCAUCGCAUCUAGCCUCGAUACCACCUUAUUUCCGUAUUGCCGCUAUAUCAAAGUCCUGGAUUUUAGAGAUCUCGAGUAUCUUCUUGAAGAUGAUCAGUUCAAGGGAAAACUUCCCAAGCAUUUCUUUUCUGGCUCUUUAGCGAGAUUCCACAUGACUAUGGGAACGCCACUUCGUUCUUCUAAGAGGAAAUCUGUUCGUCUUAAUGUCGUGGCAAUCAUCGAUGCUAUUGGUGAAGGCACGUUUGUUACACAACAUACCCCAAUGCUUGAAACCGUCGCUGGGAAGCUCCUCUCACACUCCUUAGUUCGGUGGGUUCCUCGAUUGCCUCGCCUACAGACAUUGGAACUCUACAACGGUAGUCCACUGGAAGACGAACAGGUGCACGCCUCCAUAUAUAAACAUUGCCCACUAUUCAAUUCCCUUAGCAUUUAUACUUGGGCUGCUGAGGAACGCGAUCACAAGUUCUCCAAAUUUAUCGGAACUGUUCGCCCACAGUCUUUGAGAAUAAUCGAGACUAUUCGAGAUAUUGGGGCUGGAGCUGAGACAUUUCUCGCUCUGAACACUCACUGCGAGUCACUCAAGGACUUACGACUCUGCGUCUCGACCGACACGCUACCUCACCUUUCACUUUUACGAGGAUGCACCGCGCUAGAAGCUCUGCGUAUCGAGGACCAACAGGGAACGACCAACCUUGAAAAAACCCAAAAUGACGUCUUCCUAGAGAUGAUUGAGUGGUUGAGGAGAUGUGAGAACCUCCGCCGGCUUAGCUUCACUAAGCUCCAAUCUGCUUCUUCCAUCGCUACGCCAAUCCUACUAGAGCACAAGAUUAAGUUGCGCAAACUAGAAAUCGACUCCUAUUUUCCGAAAGACAGCCAGCUGUUUCACCAGGCCCUCAUCAAUCAGCGUUCUUCGCUGAGGUUUCUAUCUCUUGACGGCGACACUGAAGGAAUG
Messenger RNA from Lindgomyces ingoldianus, 1194 nucleotides. RefSeq lists its product as uncharacterized. NCBI's taxonomy places the organism in Eukaryota, Fungi, Ascomycota, Dothideomycetes, Pleosporales, Lindgomycetaceae. The annotation marks the transcript as partial. The transcript is spliced from 6 exons. The record is from RefSeq and is a predicted model, not a curated record.